This is a messenger RNA of Euleptes europaea (tarantolino), 726 nucleotides long. It is a transcript of the gene FAM133B, whose product is annotated as family with sequence similarity 133 member B. Bases 2 to 715 code for a protein of 237 amino acids. Lineage: Eukaryota; Metazoa; Chordata; Lepidosauria; Squamata; Sphaerodactylidae. The transcript is spliced from 11 exons. The record is from RefSeq and is a predicted model, not a curated record.
CAUGGGGAAGAGGGACAACCGGGUGGCUUAUAUGAAUCCCAUAGCAAUGGCUCGAUCCCGAGGUCCUGCUCCAUCGUCAGGACCUACCAUACAAGACUACUUGAAUAGACCAAGGCCAACGUGGGAAGAAGUAAAAGAACAACUGGAGAAGAAAAAGAAGGGCUCCAAGGCCUUAGCAGAAUUUGAAGAAAAGAUGAACGAGAACUGGAAAAAAGAAUUGGAAAAACAUAGGGAGAAAUUGUUGAGUGGCAGCGAGAGCACUUCACGAAAGAAAGAGAAAAAGAAGAAGGAGAAGAAAAAAUCCAGUAGGUUGUCUCCAUCUUCCUCUUCCUCAUCAAGUUCUGAUUCUUCCAGUAGUUCUUCUGAUUUCGAAGAUGAGGAUAAAAAACAAGGGAAAAAGAGAAGGAAAAAGAAGUACCACUCCUCACGGAAGUCAUCUGAAAGCUCCAAUUCAGAUUCUGAAUCGGACAGCAAGGACAGCUUAAAAAACAGAAAGUCAAAGGAAGAUCGUGAAAGAGAAAAGGACAGCAAAACACUUGUUCGGAAAAGGAUAAAAAUGGAGUGUGGGGAUGGCCCGUUAUUAUCAGAUUCUGCCUCAGAAUCUGACCAUAUAGAGGAGGUACCAACAAAAAAGAAGAAAAAUAAUGAAGAAAAAGAGAAAAAUGAUAAAACAAAAAAGCGAAAGAAGCACAAGAAGCACGGCAAAAGGAAGUAAAAGAAGCUAGC